This is a messenger RNA of Tribolium castaneum (red flour beetle), 2327 nucleotides long. It is a transcript of the gene Keap1, whose product is annotated as Keap1. NCBI's taxonomy places the organism in Eukaryota, Metazoa, Arthropoda, Insecta, Coleoptera, Tenebrionidae. The record is from RefSeq and is a predicted model, not a curated record. Gene Ontology annotation, molecular function: protein binding. Bases 179 to 1999 code for a protein of 606 amino acids. The transcript is spliced from 7 exons.
UCUCGGACUCUCGACUAGUAGUGUCAGAAUGUCACUGUCAUUUUGUGCGGUUAUUGAAAUGUCAAAUGUGUAAUAAUAAACAUUGCUGAAACUGAUGUUAAGUGUUGUUUAUCUCUAACAUAUUUGCACGUGCCAAUCCCGAAAAAUAAUUGGGAAAAUAAUACCAAAGCGUUGUAGAAUGGAUGGAGACGAAGACAGUUACUGCAGCAAAAGCCAUUCUCGCCAGAAUGGCGUCCACGUGUCUGACUUGGGCGACAUGAGUUUCAUGAUGUUGGAUUACAUCAAAGAAGCCAUGAAGGCCAUGGACAUGAUGAGAGGUCAUCAAAUGUUGACCGACAUAACACUAGAAGUUGGCCACGAAGUAUUUUAUGCACAUCGAGUGGUCCUCGCCGCUGCUAGUCCCUACUUUAAGGCCAUGUUUACUGGUGGCUUAAAAGAAUGCGAAAUGACGAGGAUACCCCUUCAAGGCGUUUCCGCGACCGCGAUGGCUAGACUAAUACAUUUCAUGUACACCGGUAGGAUAAGAGUGACGGAAAACACCGUGUGCCAAUUAUUACCUGCCGCGACAAUGCUACAAGUUACGAACGUAAUACAAGCCUGCUGUGAUUUUUUAGAAAGACAAUUAGAUCCUAGCAAUGCAAUUGGAAUUGCAAGUUUUGCGGAACAACACGGAUGUAUCGAAUUAUGCAAAAAGGCGAAUCAAUAUAUCGAACGUCAUUUUUGCCAGAUCUGUCAGGAGGAGGAGUUUCUUCAAUUAAACGCGUUACAAUUAAUCACAUUGAUUAAGAAAGAUGAACUUAACGUUCAAGACGAGAAGGAAGUUUACAACGCCGUCCUAAAAUGGGUCCGACACGACGAAGAAAACCGACACAAGAAAAUGGAACACAUAUUAAGCGCAGUCCGAUGUCAGUUUUUACCACCCAAGUUCCUCAACGACCAAAUGACUAACUGCGAAGUUAUCAAAAAAACACCGGCAUGUAGAGAAUAUUUAGCUAGGAUCUUUAAAGAUUUGACGCUUCACAUACGGACAGUCGUAAAAGAACGAACACCAAAUAUCCCUAGAGUAAUAUAUGUCGCAGGCGGCUACUACCGACAAUCUCUCGACGUCUUAGAGGGUUACAAUAUCGACGAUAAAACGUGGCACAAAUUAGACAGUCUCACUGUACCUAGAUCUGGAUUAGGAGGAGCUUUUUUGAAGGGAACUUUUUACGCAGUAGGUGGCAGAAACAACGCUCCGGGUAAUAGUUACGAUUCGGAUUGGGUGGAUAAAUACAACCCAGUCAAGGACCAAUGGAGACCAUGUAGCCCCAUGUCGGUGCCGCGAAAUCGAGUAGGUGUUGCUGUAAUGGACGGCUUGCUGUACGCAGUUGGCGGAAGUGAGGGCUCCAGAUACCACAAUAGCGUCGAAUGCUACGAUCCUGAUUUGGAUAGGUGGACGACGAUAAAACCUAUGCAUUUCAAACGUCUAGCGGUUGGUGUCGCUGUUGUCAACCGACUGCUAUAUGCAAUAGGUGGUUAUGACGGUACCCAAAGACACAAUAGUGCAGAGUGUUACCACCCCGAAAAUAACUCGUGGACUAUGAUAGCCCCCAUGCAUACGCAACGGAGCGGCGCUGGAGUUGCCGCAAUUAAUCAGUACAUAUACGUAGUUGGUGGAUAUGACGGCUCGAAGCAACUGAAUACAGUGGAAAGAUAUGAUACGGAGAAAGAUACUUGGGAAUUUGUUGCUAGUAUGAAGAUUGCAAGAAGUGCCCUAAGUGUAACGGUCCUAGAUUGCAAAAUAUACGCAAUGGGUGGAUAUAAUGGUCAGGAUUUUUUAGCGAACGUAGAAAUUUAUGAUCCUUUGAGAGACGUAUGGGAGGAUGGGGAACCGUUGACCUCGGGUCGAUCAGGUCAUACUAGUGCUGUUUGUUACCAACCACCUUGUACUCAGAAGUGUAGGAUUUUAUCGCAAAUAAACAAUAGUUCGAGUUCGACGUCAUCUUCCACCAUUAAGUAAUAAAGGCGUUAUGUCGGAUUAAAAAUAAUAAUAAUAAUCUUUACCUGACUGAAAAUAGGUUAAACGUGCAUUUUUGUUGCAUCAGUUCAGUUAUACAUCUCAAUAUAUGUGAUAAUAUUUGUCAGAAGUGUGUAUGGAGUCUAUUGUUUUGUUAAGAACAGAAAAAAUGACGGUAUUUAAUAAUUUAUUUAUGUAAAUGAAGAUGUGCGUGUGUGAGUUUUCUUAUGAUUUUGUAGAUACUUUAAACCGAUUUAAAAAUCUAUUGUUCUUGAAAGUUACUGUGAGACAGUAUUUAUAAAUGUUGAAUAAAACAUUCCCGUUGCCUUAA